UCAGCUGUCUACGAAACAAAUUAAUAUGAAUUUGUCAUUUCAAUUUUCAAUCAACAAAUUAAUAAGCGCACCUUCAGGAAAAUAAACAAAGUUAUAAAAAAACCUUGAAAUAUUCGGUUAUUAUGUCCAUUUAGUUAUAAAUAAUGGAAGAAGAAAAACUUAUUCGGAAGAAGAAAAAAGCUUUGAACGGAAGUAAUAGACGUGCAUAUGCUGAGGCAUGCAAUGAUUUAGCUACUUAUUACUACAAAAAUACUAGAUAUAGUGACGCUCUCGAUGAGUAUAAGAACGAGGCUGCCGUGUGUAAGGAAUUGGGCUUACGAAUGGAGUGGGGAACUUGUAACCGAAUGAUAGGCGAGAUGUUCAUGCUUCUUGCUGAAUUUGACAAAGCUCUUAAAUAUGAGGAACGACACUUAGUUGUUGCAAAGGAAUUGAAUAAUUUAGUGGAAGAACAAAGAGCUAUGGCAACAUUAGGAAGGAUCUACCUACUCCAAGGGCAGAGCACUUCUGAUAACAGUGAGACCAAAACAUCAUUGACAGCUGCAGAGAAGGCAUUCAUGAAGAGUCUCAUUCUUUGUGAAAAAUUAAAUGGAAAAAUAAAUAAAACAGAAUUAAUGGAUAUGAGAGCUAGGCUCCUCUUAAACAUAGGUGUUGUUCAGGAACACUUAGGCCAUUUAGACAAAGCUAUAGACUGCAUCAAUAAAUCAAUAACAAUUUGCUCAAACCAGGAUCUAUAUGAAGUAUUACAUAAUUGCUAUACAACUCAAGCAUUAUUAUAUUGUAAUAAGAUAAAGGAUUAUGCAAAGGCUCUUAGUUGUCUGAACAAAGCUUUAGAAGUUGCAAGUAGAUUGGAAGAUAAGGUUUUAAAAACAUGUGAGACAUUAUCCUCAAAAGCUGAUAUACUGUGUAAGAUGUCUGAUUAUCAAAGUGCAAAGCAAGUAUUGUAUAAAGCUUGGAAGUUAAAGACUCCAGAUGAAGAUGAAAGAGAUAAUAUUGAAACCAAUUUGAGAGUCGUGGCAGCAAUGUGUUACACAGAAGACCUGAUAAUCUCAACAGACCCAUCUGAUUAUCCUACUUUUAAAAAGUUGUAUGAAAAGCUUGGAGAUGGGGCUUGUCACCUGAAGAAUUAUGCUGGAGCUAUUGAAUAUUAUCUGAAGAUGUUGGAUCAUGCUGAACUCGCUGGUGACUGUGGAAAAACCUUGAUACCUAUUUAUGUCAGCUUAUACCAAACAUAUAAAGAUAUGGGAUGUUUUAAUGAAGCCCUCCAGUAUUAUUACAAAGAGUAUGAACUUAUAAAGGAUGUUCCAAAGGAAGCGUUCACGACAUUGUACAAUAUCGCAGAAGUAUUAUUCUUAGCCAAGAAACCAUAUGAACAAAUUGAAAAAGCUUGUCUCGAAGCUAGAGAUGCUGCCCGCGAAUGGAAUAAAAAGAAAUACGAAAUCAGAGUAUUGAAAAAUUUGCUAAAAUAUCAAGAGGCAUAUGGAGAGAUCGAAAAGAUGGAGACCACGACAAGUGAACUCCAAGGCCUUGGUUAUUCUGAUGAAGGGUCCGAAGAUGAGAUGAGUUCCGCUGGUGGCUGCGAAGAGGAUACUACUCAUAUUGGUGAUGACAUAUGUCUUGAUGAUUUGACAGAUCUAUCGGAUACAAAUGAAGAGGACGCGACGGAGACGAAACGCGAGACAAGAAGGAGAGGAAAAGGAUUUGCGAUAAAGAAAAAUAUGAAAGGAGAAACGCAAUUACAUGUUGCAUCCAUAUCAGGUAACAAGUUGCUAGUAGAGCGUUUAUUGGCGAAGGGGCAUCCGGUUAAUAUAAGGGACAACGCCGGCUGGUUACCCUUACAUGAAGCGUGCAUACACGGGCACGUUGAAGUUGCUAAUAUAUUAAUAAAUCAUGGAGCUAAUGUCAAUGAUAGAGGCGGGGUUAAUUGUGAUGGUAUCACACCUCUAUACGACGCUGCAAGCAACGGACACUUGGAAGUUGUACAACUUUUACUUGAAAAAGGAGCAAUACCUACUCUUAAAACUGACUUUGGCGAAACGCCAUAUCGAGUUCUACAAAAAUGGCGAACGGGCACAAUUCUAACUAAAGACGAGGAAAUUUUAUAUAAUAAUAUAUGCAAUAAAAUUAAUAACGUCCCAGAAAAAGCGACCGAUAUUCUGCGCAGGUCCAAAUCUAAAACACCCGUCAAACGUGUACAAGAAACAUCCCCACCUAGCACAUCUAAAACGAGAACUAAAGAUUUGGGGACCCCAAUCUUCAAAAGGAGGAAUAUUAUUGACGAUGACAGCGAUACAGAAAUUAAUUUAUCGCAGAAUGUUAAAAACCAAACCGCCUUUCCAUCAGACGACUCACAAUCAGAGGAGGAGACAAAAGACAAUGUAUCAAGUGUAAAAGAAUACAGAAAUGCCAUAUCUGCUCUAAGAAAUAGAAACAUUGAUAUGCCAAUUGAGAAAGAUAAGAAAACGCAAAAAUCAGCGUUAUUAGACCCUACAGAAGUGGAUGACGACUGGUUAGACGAUGAUUUGGGAAUAAUGAACAAAAAUAAGAAACGGAAACUCACCGACCCCUUAGAUAGUUUACCCAAAAAAACGGCUAUGGACAAUUUGAGAACUAGCAUCGACAAUUUAAAUAAAAUUGAACCAUUAUCAGACAACGGAAUAAACAUGAACAAAAAUAAGAAAACGAGACUAAACGAGUUAGUUGACGUUAGUGAAAAUAGCUCCGACUCAGACCAGUUUCAAAGAGAUGAAAACGUUAAUCCAAAGAAUGAGAUUAUGAGAAAUCUGAUUAAUGACUUUAAUAAUAAACCAAAAGACACGAGAGAUAGUAUGAAGAAACGCUGGAAGCGACAAAGCACGUUGUUUAAAGCCGGCUUUCAAAGGAGAAGAGACUCUAGCAACAGUGGAAGUGAUACUGAAUUUGAAAGGAAUCACAGAUCAACACCCGUUGCAUUUACGAGAAAAUCCUCUAACGAGAACUUUGGGUCCGUUAAUUUCACAAGAAAAUCGUCUAACGAUAAUUUUGGUUCCAAUGACGGUUAUAAUUUCGUGAAUAAUAUUGUACAACCAAUGAAUGUGAUACAACCGAUAAAAAUAGUUCAACCGAAAAAUGGUAGGGCGAUGCAGAUAUUGCCACCUGCGGCUGUCAAAGUGAAGGUUGAUGAUAAAGUUCUGCUGAUAUCUUUGAAGCUGGAUACGAUAAAUAAAUUGACAAUCAGCUGGCUGGUUGAAGAGGUCAAGACGCGGUAUUAUAAAUUAACUGGAGUUCGUCCAGUGUUUAGUUUAAUGACGUCAGAUGGCGCCAUCCUAUCAGAGGACGACCCUUUGAGUCUAGUACUAUCUUCUCCGGAGCUGAACACUUGCAUCAGUAAUUGGAAAGCGUCUCCAGCUGAGGAAAGAUAUCUGGAGUGCUGUGAUGCAUUAGGAAUUCCACCUUCCCAGGAAUUGCAACAAGCAGUAGGCCGAAGUCACACAACCAGACGUCUAGCCCUCGGCACACAAACACUUCCCCCAUCACAAAUCCGGCCGUUGUUCCGUGCCCUUACCCACCAGACACACAUAACAGCUCUAAUGCUAUCCAACAACAGUAUCAAUAAUGAAGCCAUAAAAUAUUUAUCCGAAAGUCUCUCGACGAUGAAACAUUUGACAUUGAUUGAUCUUAGCAAAAACAAUCUCACCGGAGAUGGUGUUAAAAUUUUGCUUAAUAUUUUUGAGAAAUCAAAUCGUCCGGCCUGUCAGGCCAUUGAAGACAUAGACCUGAGUUAUAACACAAUAAGCGAUGAUGGUUUCCAAUCGAUUUUAAAACUAACCCAAUAUUUAAGACUUAAAUCGCUGAAACUCAGUCACUGUGGUAUCACAGAUAAUGCGCUUAAAGAUAUAAACGGUUCACAAAUCAACUUUGAUACUAUAGAAGCGAUUGAUUUAAGUAAUAAUGAUUUAAAAAUAGUCGUUUUAAGUAAUUUGUUGACAAUACUCAAUCCCAAUGUGUUGUUUGAAUUGGAAUUGAAUGAUGUGGGUGUGGAAGGGAAUGUGGUGGGAAGUUUGGCGAACUUCAUGGAUACGGCCAAAGAGUUGAAGCUGCGAAGGUUUAGUCUGUCCGGGUGUAAAUUGGUGGAUGGACAGUUUAUGAGGAUAUUCAGAUCUCUCGGCAGAGCCAAAAACCUACAAAGUGUGACGUUAAAGAGCAACCAUCUUACAUUUAUUACAUUGAAAAAAUUGCUUCAACGCCAACCGCCCGUGCCACAGAUUAACCUCGAGGGUUGCCAGGAUAUUUUUAAAUACUCCCCAGACUCCGAUUUUCAAGUAUGGCUACCCGCGAUUGACUUUGGACGAUGUAUACCAGAAAUUAAUGUUACGCCAAUCUCGAAAACGGAUGAGGAACGAGAAAGUUUCAAAUUAUUUUCAAAGACUUGGUUAAAUUGCUUCAAAGGACGUGGUAUUAUUGAGCAUGGUGAUGGUGGAGUAAUUAAGUUUACGGCUAGAUGAUUGACGUUUGUUAAGAAAAUAAAUAUUAUUUAGGUACCGUUGGAACUGUACUAUUGCGUAAUAGAUGAAUGUUUCUGAAAUUUGUCAAUAGUAGGGAUUGUAGACUGUAGUGUAUUGUGUGAGUAAGAAUUAAUAUGAAUAUAUAUAAUAAGGUACGUAAACACGCCAAUCAAACUUAAAUUCUAGUUAUAAGAGCUGACAGACCGUUUUUUAUGUAUAAUGUUUGAAGUAUGUAUUUUGAUAUUGACAUUGACAGCGCUCAAGACAAAAUACAAAUUAGAAUAUGUAACUAUGUUUUGUUGUCAUACGUACAGACUGUUAUAGUGCAUUGACAGAUUAUAAAAAUAUUUUGCUUUAAAUUCUGAAAAUAUGACAUUUAUUGGCUGCGCAUUAGAGUUUAAGCACUAUACAUAAUUUUGUUAGUUUAAAUAUUAGCUGAAUUAUUCAUGUCCAAUUUUCGAAUAUUUCUUACGUAUAUAUAUAACUUAAAUCUCAAAUUAUAACUAAUACCUUUGAGAUUUAAGUUUCCCCAAACAUACAACUAAUUUUAUGAGGCGGGUAUUUAUGAAUUAUCUUGAGACUGUAAAUAUAUUUUUUCGUGUAAUCGACGUUGUGAUGGUAAAUACAGUAUCUAAUUUACAUUUCAACUGUUUUAUUAAAGCUUAUAUGUAAAC
Messenger RNA from Pieris napi, 5155 nucleotides. Its product is annotated as tonsoku-like protein. Lineage: Eukaryota; Metazoa; Arthropoda; Insecta; Lepidoptera; Pieridae. The transcript is spliced from 14 exons. Gene Ontology annotation, molecular function: protein binding. The record is from RefSeq and is a predicted model, not a curated record. The coding region runs from base 144 to 4481 and encodes 1445 amino acids.